This is a messenger RNA of Danio rerio (zebrafish), 462 nucleotides long. The record is from RefSeq and is a predicted model, not a curated record. NCBI's taxonomy places the organism in Eukaryota, Metazoa, Chordata, Actinopteri, Cypriniformes, Danionidae.
CCCUUGAGACUCACCAUGAUCUUUGACCUUUGUUCGUCACAGGUGAUGCGUGCAGGUGGAAACCAGCGACCUCUCACUCCAAGUCAAGGACAGCAGGGUCAGCAGACGGAGCAGCUCGUAGCGGCAGCAGCUGUGAACUCGGCAUUGGCUUUUGGGCAGGGUCUGGCAGCAGGUGUACCAGGUUAUCCAGUGUUGGCUCCUGCUGCAUAUUAUGACCAGACAGGUGCACUUGUGGUGAAUACAGGAGCUCGUGGAGGACCCGUUCGACUUAUGGCCCCCGCAUCAGUAAUCAUCAGCCCAUCAGCCGCAGUGGCUGCUGCCGCCGCUUCAGCAGGAGGGGCGAAUGCAGGUCUCGGUGGUGGAGCCAGCGGUGCGUUUCGUGCAUUGAGUUCCCAGCAGGCUCCUGGGCAGCAAGGGAGCGGGGCUUUGGGAGGAAGCUCUUUUUAUGGGAGCGGAUCUCCG